GCCUCCAGUGUUUUAUUUUCUUUAGUCUUCCAAGUCUAUGAUAAAGUGAAUUAAUUUUUGCUGACAAUAAUUUGUUUACAUAAUAUAUAACAACUGUAUUACUUUCACCUACACUGGUCAUAUAGCUGAGUAGUUAUCUAUUUGUACUCUAUUUUAAUAUUUUACUUAAUUUCCACAUUGUUUAAAGGACUAAAAAGUGUUGUUUUAUUUUAUUUAUUUAUGUUUGCCCCUUUUCAACUUGAGCCGCUGCCCCUCAAAAAUCCUGUGCACGUCCCUGUAUAUAUAUGAAAUUAUGAAAAUCUAAUUUUAACUCUAAAUAAACCUCUUUUACAUUUUUUUUCUUACAGUAAUCUUUCCUUUUUGGGGGCUCUGCGUUUGGAGGUUUAAGGGGGGUACAUGACGUUUGACAGCGUCGCGCUGCAUGCUGGGAUAUGUCACGCUCUUGUUUACAAGAUGGUAGAAGAGGUUGUUUGUCUCUGACUAAGAAAAAACAAACAGCAUUUCCUCCUCGUCGCCGCGACAGUCUCUUGUCCGACUCCUGGCUUUUGUGGGUAGCGGCUCGCUGUUACUGCGUGGGCGCGGCCGGAGAGCGGGGAGUGACCGGGCAGCAGCCGCCUCAGGAACCGCUGAGAUUCUGCACAGUCACCCUCACGAAACCUCAGAGUACUGCCCUGUUGUCUGAAGACGUAACCUGAAUCCAGCCGAAUGAACAGAGCGACUGCUAAGAAGCUAAUUGAGCGCUACUUUCUGCAGUUGACUGAAGGUUGUGGAAACAGCAACUGCACAAAUGAGUUCUGCGCAUCCUUUCGUGGUUUUGAACCACUGGACAACAAUGCGGCAGCUGCCAAAGCUCUGGACCUCUUUAAGGCUAACGCCAAACUCUGUGAUUAUUAUCCUACCAUCAAGUUGAAGGUGGACGAUGAGCAGAUGGGCAGUAAUAUGACCACUGAGGAUUUUUCAGAUGUUCACUACCUCUCCGAGCACACCGUGUGUAGCAUCCUGACCUUCUGUGAAGAAAAGGGAGAUUAUUCUGCUCUCGUUCGCGUCAUUGGCAGAAUUUUCUCCAACGCUGAAGCCCUCAUGAAGAGUUUUAGAAAGGAUGAACUUGGCACCACCAAAAAUCUUGAUUCAGUGAAACCAGCAGAGCAGCAGAGUGGGGAAGACUCCUCUGCAGCUUCUUUGACUAAUACAGCUCUAAAUGGCGUCCUGGACUCGUGUGAGGUGACAGUUGACCUGGACGGCGUUCGGAGAAUGUACGACAAGCUUCUGUCCAUCGACCAGGUGGAGGCAGCCCUUGUGAACGCUCUCAUUUUCCUCACUCCAAACGUCGAACUAGACCUGGAAUACCUGGAUGUGUACGAAACGAACCCAGACUAUCUGAACAUCUUCAUCAUAGUGAUGGAGAACAGUAACCUUCACAGUCCAGAGUACCUUGAAGUAGCUUUACCACAGUUCUGCAAGGCAAUGAGCAAACUGCCAGUGACCGCGCUUGCCCGCCUCUCAAAGCUCUGGUCCAAGUUCAGCCUCCCACACAUCCGCCGUAUGAUGGAGACCUUCCAGCAGCUCAUAACCUUCACUGUGGUCAGCAAUGAGUAUGAUUCAGAUAACCUAGUAAAUGAUGACGAAACUGUGGUGGCCGCAACCCAGUGUCUAAAGGUAGUGUUCUAUGCGAGCAUCCUAGGAGGGGACGUGGACAUGGAGCACAACGACGAGGAUGAAGAAGAAUCCGAUUCUGAGGAAUUAACACUGCACGAGCUUCUGGGUGAGGAGCGUCUCUACAAGAAGGGCCCACGGGUGGACCCGUUAGAGAAAGAGCUUGGUGUUCGUACUGUAGAUAGCAUCAGACCCCUCAUCCCUUUCGAGGACUUCAUCAAUGAAUCACUGAAUGACGUGAUUGAGAUGGACAAGGACUUCACCUUCUUCAAAGUCGACGCUGAAACAAAGUUUUCUUUUCAGAGCUGUCCUUUCAUCCUCAGUGCCAUCACCAAAAACCAAGGGCUUUAUUAUGACAACAGGAUCAGGAUGUACAGCGAGCGACGCCUCACUGCCCUGUACAGCAUGGUCCAGGGUCAGCAGCCCAACCCUUAUCUGAAGCUGAAGGUUCGCAGAGACCACAUCAUCGAUGAUGCCCUCGUCAGACUGGAGAUGAUCUCCAUGGAGAACCCGUCUGACCUGAAGAAGCAGCUCUUUGUUGAGUUUGAGGGAGAGCAAGGCGUAGAUGAAGGAGGAGUUUCAAAGGAGUUCUUUCAGUUGGUUUUGGAGGAAAUUUUUAAUCCAGACAUUGGGAUGUUCACCUACGAUGACAACACAAAGCUGUUCUGGUUUAACUCCUCCUCUCUGGAGAAUGAAGCGCAGUACACGCUCAUUGGAAUCGUCCUGGGACUUGCCAUUUAUAACAACUGCAUCCUGGACGUUCAUUUUCCUAUGGUUGUCUACAGGAAGCUGAUGGGAAAGAAGGGGAUCUUCUUGGACUUGUCAGACUCACAUCCAGUUCUAUACCAAAGUCUGAAAGGGCUGCUGGAGUACACAGGCAAUGUGGAAGAAGACAUGAUGCUCACUUUUCAAAUAUCACACACAGAUCUAUUUGGAAAUCCAGUACUGUAUAAUUUGAAGGAGCAGGGAGAUCAAAUUGCUGUUACCAAGGAAAACAGACAGGAGUUUGUAGAUCUGUAUGCCGAUUACAUCCUGAACACCAGCGUGGAGAGUCAGUUCAAAGCUUUCAAGAAAGGGUUUCUGAUGGUCACAAGUGAAUCUCCCAUGAAGUAUUUGUUCCGACCAGAAGAAGUGGAGCUGCUGAUCUGUGGAAGCAGAAAACUUGACUUUGAAGCUCUUGAGAAGACGACUGAUUAUGAUGGCGGUUACACCAAAGACACUCAAGUUAUCAAGGAUUUUUGGGAAAUUAUUCACUCCUUCAGCGAAGAGCAGAAAAGGCUGUUUCUCCAGUUCACCACGGGCACUGACAGAGCACCAGUCGGCGGCCUCGGCAAACUGAAGAUGAUCAUCGCUAAGAACGGCUCUGACACAGACCGGUUACCGACGUCCCACACCUGCUUCAAUGCACUGCUGCUACCUGAGUACUCCUCCAAGGACAAGCUGAGGGAAAGACUCCUCAAGGCAAUAACUUACGCCAAAGGGUUUGGGAUGCUGUGAGAGAUCCUCACAAGCUCGUAUCAGGCUUUGAUUGCAGGGGAAAAACAAAGGGAGCAUUCAGAGAUACAAUGAAAUGCUGACAUAAUCAUGUGCCUAACCAAACUCAAACUCCUCUGGUGGCUUUGUGUUCCUAAAUAAGCUCAAUUGUCCAAAGAGUUUAAUAUUUAUUUAAAAAAUCUCCUAAAACCACUUUUAUUUCUCAGCCUCAGAGAUUUUUAUUAUUUAAUUGUUUUGAUUUGCUCUGAAAUAUAAUUAGAGAUUGUGUGGUGUGAACAUUUUGAUGCUGUGUGUGCACUGCUUCUUGAAAGGUUAAAAAAAAAAAAGAAUUUGAAAUGAGUUUAAAAGUGCAUCUUUAUGGUUUUUUCACAUGUUCUUGUCAGGCAUUGAUACAACACACUUGAUUUGUGAAACCAAGAGUGCAAUAACUGAACAGCAGCAGAGUUGUCCGUCAGAACUGUAGCAGUAUUGGUUCCACUCUGGGAUUUACGGUGCUCUUUGGCUACGAUUGUAUUUGAUGUCUUUUGUGCUGUGCCUUUUUGUAUUUGAUUUAAGUACUGUUUGCUUCAACAACAUGUUUUUGAUGGCCUUGCAGGGUUUCUCAGUCACUUAACCACACAGCGGUGCCAGCUCGCACCAUCAGAAAUACGUCCUUUUACUCCUUUCUGCUGUUUUUUUGCUAAAAUCUACCAAUAGCACACUUGUAAGUUCAGGCGGGUGAUGCCUAUAUAAGGCAGGAAAAAAGGUUUUAUUUGCUCAAACAUCUCAGGUAUAAAGACUGUGCAGUUAAUGUGAAACUCUUAUGUGAAACAACUUUAAUGAAAAUCAAAUAAAUAAUAAAAAAAAACAUCAAUUAAAUGUCUUUAAUCACUUAA
Oryzias melastigma (Indian medaka) is the source of this 4022-nucleotide messenger RNA. RefSeq names its product ubiquitin protein ligase E3A (gene ube3a). The record is from RefSeq and is a predicted model, not a curated record. Gene Ontology annotation, biological process: protein polyubiquitination. The transcript has 11 exons. Gene Ontology annotation, molecular function: ubiquitin protein ligase activity. Bases 706 to 3150 code for a protein of 814 amino acids. NCBI's taxonomy places the organism in Eukaryota, Metazoa, Chordata, Actinopteri, Beloniformes, Adrianichthyidae.